Cicer arietinum (chickpea) is the source of this 2625-nucleotide messenger RNA. Its product is annotated as transcription factor GTE4. The record is from RefSeq and is a predicted model, not a curated record. Lineage: Eukaryota; Viridiplantae; Streptophyta; Magnoliopsida; Fabales; Fabaceae. Gene Ontology annotation, molecular function: protein binding.
GAUCGGAUCUGAAUAACUCUAUCUUCUCUGCGUGCUACUUCGUUUACUCUGUUUCCUUCUUCGUUGGUUUCGUUUCUGAUUCUUCGAUUUGUUUUCUCCUAUUUUUUGAAUUUGACCGGGGAAAAACCCUAAAUUUUUUGGAAUAUUCUUCACCGGACCCGAUUCGUCCAUUUUUGGGUUGAUUAAACCAUAGAUUCGUAUUCUAGGGUUUGGAAUUGGUGUUCGGUGAAGGAAAAAUUAGAAUUAGGGUUUUGAAUGUAUGGCUUCGGGGCCUAUAGUUGGAGAUGAAGGAGUUAGAGAGAUUCAAAGAUACUCGGAAAGCAAGGUGUACACAAGAAAAGCUUUCAGAGGUACAAAGAAUAAAGGUAACACGUUGAACGUUGUUCCUCUUCAUAAUUCUUCCUCCGCUGCUACCAUAACCACUACCGCCAGUACCACCGUUACUGCUGUCAACAGUACUGUUGAAAAUAGUGUUGAUGGGACUAAGGAUAAUGGUAACAACAUUUUGGUUCAGUCGCCGGCUCGGAUUUCGGCUCCGGAGGGCGGGGAUUCAGCUCUUCCGGUAGUGGUUUCUGAAGACUCAUCUAGCCUGAACCGUCGGCAGGAUGAGCAUUUCACGCUCAAUGUUCAGCUAGAAGAAGCUUGUGGUUUGAUAGAACCAUCUUUGAGGAACUGUGUUGGCAAGCAGGGAUUGGAGAAUGGUGUUAAGAUUGGAAUUGGUUCGCGGUCGAAGCGGGAGACACGGGAACAUAAGAGGAAGCUUGUGAGUGAGCUUGAAAAGGUGAGGUCUCUGGUGAAUAGGAUUGAAGAGAAGCAAGCGAUGGUUGGUGGGUAUGGUGGUAAUUUGAAUAUGUCGGUGGAUCGUCAUAGGGUUGAUAAUGGUGGUGGAGCUAAGCGUAGUCACUCAGAGGUGGCAUCUGCAGGUGUUUCAAGAGAGGCUACUAGGCCCAUGCGCCAGAUAAGUCUAAUGGUGUUGGAGAAUAGUCAAGGGAUCAGUGAAAAUAUUGAGAAGGAGAAGAGAACACCAAAGGCGAACCAGUUCUAUUGCAAUUCGGAGUUCUUGCUUGCGAAAGAUAAGUUUCCGCCUGCAGAGAGUAACAAGAAGUCAAAAUCGAAUGGCAAGAAGCAUGGCGGGAGAGAAAUGGGACAUGGAGUUGGGAUAGGAUUGAAGUAUUUAAAGAGCUGUAGUUCCUUGCUUGAAAAGUUGAUGAAACACAAGCAUUGUUGGGUGUUUAAUACUCCAGUUGAUGUUGAAGGUCUUGGUUUGCAUGAUUAUUAUAUUAUCAUCUCACAUCCAAUGGACUUGGGUACUGUGAAGUCGAGGCUGAACAAGAAUUGGUACAAAUCACCCAAGGAGUUUGCGGAGGAUGUUAGACUUACUUUUCGUAAUGCGAUGACGUAUAAUCCUAGAGGGCAAGACGUUCAUAUAAUGGCAGAGGAGCUAUCGACGUUAUUUGAGGAAAGAUGGGCAAUUGUAGAGUCAAAUUACAAUCAUGAGAUGAGGUAUGGAAUGGAUUAUGGGCAAGCUAUUCCUUCACCUUUGUCUAGAAAGACUCCUGGUUUCCGGCCACCACCUCUUGACAUGAGAAGGAUUCUAGAUAAGUCAGAAUCAAUGACACGACCUCCAAAACCCAUGAACAUUACUCCUUCAUCUCGAACUCCCGCUCCAAAAAAGCCGAAGGCAAGAGAUCCUCAUAAAAGAGACAUGACAUAUGAGGAAAAGCAAAAACUUAGCUCAAAUCUUCAGAGUCUACCUUCUGAGAAACUAGACGCAAUUGUACAGAUCAUUAAGAAACGGAAUUCAGCACUUUCCCAACAUGAUGAUGAAAUUGAAGUGGAUAUUGAUAGUGUGGAUGCUGAGACUCUUUGGGAGCUUGAUAGAUUUGUUACCAACUAUAAGAAAAGUUUGAGCAAACACAAGAGGAAGGCUGAACUUGCUAUGCAAGCUAGAGCAGAAGCUGAGCAAUUUGCCCUCCAGAAGAGCCAAGCACCACCAGUUAUAGUUGAUGUCUCAAGAGAAACACAAGCAGAUGAAAGGAAUGUUCCCCCAUCCUUGCCCGUGCUAGGGGAAAUUCGAGUGGAUAAUGGGAGUAAGACUAGUAGCUCAAGCAGUUCAAGCAGUGAUUCUGGCUCUUCAUCAAGUGAUUCUGACAGUGAUAGUUCCUCAGCAUCUGGGUCUGAUGCAGGGUCGCAGUGAACCUGAAUACUUUCUGGGAGAUGUCCGAUAUUUAGAUUAGAUAGUGUUGUGAUGCUUGUCUUGUUGAUAUUUUUCAAGCUUCCAUAUUAUGGAUCUGAACAUAGCAUUUGGUUUGUAGAGGAAGCCGCUGAAGGCCACCUGUGAUUUCCUACUGUGCAGAGUACAGGAUCUGUUCUCUCAUUUGGUGAAACUGUUGAUCCGUUGCUAUUUAUGGCCUUAUUUGUGAUAACACGCUCUUGUAUAAUAUAUGGUAGAAUGUGAAGAUAAUUAGAUAGUUUUCUGUAGAAGUGUACAUCACUAACUACUGCUGCUACUCAUGAAAUUACAUUGAUGACUUGUUAUUUAUUAUUUACUGCCAGAUUCAGAUUCAUAGUUUAUAGAUAAAUUGUAAUUCCAAGUUCUUAAAGUCAUUAUUGGUUCACAUGAAA